Drosophila novamexicana is the source of this 1344-nucleotide messenger RNA. RefSeq names its product sodium channel protein Nach. Gene Ontology annotation, biological process: sodium ion transmembrane transport. Bases 1 to 1344 code for a protein of 447 amino acids. The transcript has 10 exons. Gene Ontology annotation, cellular component: membrane. NCBI's taxonomy places the organism in Eukaryota, Metazoa, Arthropoda, Insecta, Diptera, Drosophilidae. The record is from RefSeq and is a predicted model, not a curated record. Gene Ontology annotation, molecular function: ligand-gated sodium channel activity.
AUGUCACUUUUGUUUGAGAGAUUAUUGUGGCUUGUACUUUUGAUCGCGUCCAUUUAUUUUUGCAUAAUAUCCUGCAUAUCCUCCGUGCAACGCUUUCACACAAAAAGUACGCAUAUCGGUCUGGAGCGGAACUCGUAUUAUUGGAAUACCUCACUGCCGAGCAUAACAAUAUGUCCCAUGCAGCGCUUAAAUGAUACCCUCUUCGACAACUAUUGUCGGGUAAAUAAGCUGAGAGGACGUGAGAAGACGGAGUUUUGGGAUUUUCUAGAAAAUUUAGCCAACGCGACGUACAUCAACUUUCAGAAUAUACCAGAAUAUGAUAGUAUUGAUGGUACACUAGAUUCGCUGGGCAUUCGACCCAAACACUAUAUGGAAUUGAUUUACAAUCUCACAUUUGAUGGCACUUACGAGCCAAUCGAGAAGAUCCGUAUUCGCUGCCUUGAUGGCCAGGCACACGUGAGGGUCAGGCAGAUCCUCACUGAGUUCGGGCUGUGCUACUUGUGCAACUCUUAUCUGGGCGAGGAGUACACCUCACGGUUUCUAAUCUUCGGCGAGUUUCCGGAAUUUAAUAAAUAUCUGAACUUGCAGCCAUAUGUUGAUGUUAAGCAGGCAAGCUUCUUUGACGAUAUGGGAUAUACGAUGUUUGGCUUCGACUUUGAGGCUUUAGAUAGCUAUAUACACUCUGCCUUUGAAGUUAUGAAGGUGGAUAAUAAUUUUGGCUACACACAUUACGGAGCUAUCUAUGAACCGGAAGUCGAGGAAAUAGUUGCCGAAUCAGACUUUGGGACUGAAACGUCUAUAAGCCAAAGGAAAUGCCGUUUCUAUCAUGAAUCAAAUCUAACGCAUUAUCCAUUUUAUACCAAAAAUAUUUGUCAGCAAGAGUGCCGCAUCAACUUGGCCUAUAAAAUAUGUAAAUGUAUUCCCCACUUUUACCCUAAUCGAAUUGCAAAUCCGAAGCCUGUAUGCACUUACAAAACUUUGAAGACCUGCUUUCCCAGGCAUGCCGAUUAUUUUCUUAAAUUUUACAAGAAGGACGAUAAUCUUGCGGAACCAGCAGAAUGUUAUUGUGAACAAAAUUGUAUAGACGCUGUGCUCAAAAUGAAAAGGGCUUUUCCCAUGCGGGGCGCCAGACAGUUGCUUGGCAGCAUGGGCAGUUCCAUUUCGAUGAAGAUCUGGCCAAGGAUUCAAUUCAAGAGGCAAGUCAUAUUCUCCUUUACGGAUCUCUUGGUUUCAAUAGGCGGAACUGCCGGCCUUUAUCUGGGCUUUAGCGUACUGGGCCUAGUUGAAUUUGUAUAUUUUUUUACACUGCGCUUACUUUGGCAUUUAUUUGGUUAUCAAAUUUAA